Messenger RNA from Larimichthys crocea (large yellow croaker), 2075 nucleotides. RefSeq names its product insulin-like growth factor-binding protein complex acid labile subunit. Gene Ontology annotation, molecular function: protein binding. Lineage: Eukaryota; Metazoa; Chordata; Actinopteri; Sciaenidae. The coding region runs from base 270 to 1346 and encodes 358 amino acids. The record is from RefSeq and is a predicted model, not a curated record. Gene Ontology annotation, cellular component: plasma membrane. The transcript has 6 exons.
CUGACACAGCUGACUGCACCGAGAGUCUCCAUCAGCAUCAUUGCACUGUCUUUGUUUUUCUCUCUGUCCAUCGUCGCUGUCUGCUCUUUGCCUCACUGUCAUCCAGUAGACGAGUUGAUGAUCCAGUAUGGACGCUGUCUGGGAUCCUCAUCAGCAGAGUUGCGGCUACACUGACUGCGAGGCCUGGCGGAGAGAACGUCAGAAUUAAACAACCAAACUUCAUUCAACUUUCCACAGUUUUCUGCCCUCCCUCCUCCUGCCGAGGAAAUAUGUGUCUCAUUUUCCUCCCCCUUCUCCUCUUCCUUCUUGCCUUUUAUUCCCCUCCAUCCCUUUUUCCAUCCGUCGAUGGCUCGUGGUCGUGUCCACAUCAGUGCGUUUGUUACGAGCACGGUGACCUGGUGGACUGUCGUAGCCGUGGGUUCGAGCACGUUCCCAGGGGCCUCCCGCACGGCGCAUGGCUGCUGGAGCUAGGAGGAAACAAUCUGAGUUUGAUUGGCACUCGAGCUUUCACUGGACUGUGGUCCCUACGGGUUCUAGUGCUGGCCAACAGUCAGAUACAAGACAUACAACCACAGGCAUUUUUCUCUCUGUCGUUCCUGGAGAAGCUGGAUCUCAGCUGGAACCAGUUAACAUCUCUCCCUGUCGACUUCUCAACUAGUAUGUCCGCUCUCAGAGAGCUGCGACUGGAGCACAACAACUUAAAUCAUAUAUCUGGAUACAGCUUGGAGUAUCUGGACAACAUGGAGAAGCUGGACCUCAGUUAUAACCAGCUGGUGUCAGUUGGCUCCGGUGUGUUCAGGGGCCUCUCCAGGCUUAGACAACUCUACCUGCACAACAACAGGCUGAACGUGGUGCAACAGGGGAGCCUGGAUAUGUUGCCCGGACUUGAGGUCCUCCAGCUGAGUAACAACAACAUCUCUCAGAUAGACAAUGACGCUCUGGCUCCUCUCUACAGUCUGGCAGUCCUUGCUCUGGACGGAAACAAUCUGCACCACCUCAAGUUUAAGACCUUCAUCAGCCUUCAUACAACAGCUACACACAUCCAGCUAUCAGGAAACCCGUGGAACUGUGACUGUGAGCUGCAUCGUGUCUUCAGUAAGAUCUUGCACGUUCGCCACCUCCACAUCGACGACUACCGCAAUGUGACGUGCCGGGGCCCGCCACAGCUGGCAGGGGCUUCCCUGGCCUGGGUCGACAGCCAGCUCUGCAUCGCUGAAACAGCGACCGUGCUUGUCAUCACCGUCACUGUGCUGGUCACCGUGGUGGCGGCUCUGGUGAUGGCGGAGAGGAACAGGAAGAAGAAUCCUGGGAAGAAGUGGGACACGGAGUCGCAUACGCAAACGUAGAGACCACCAUCUGAAAAAGCUGCAUCAUAAAUAAUAAACAGGGAGAAAGAGGACACUUCAAACUCCCAGGUUCCUCUAGUGAUGGCAUAGAAGAUGGAUAACUGACACAAAAGGACGAUUACUUGAAUGGACAAAUGAUUGUUUCCUUUGUGUGUCUAGAGGACCAUUUGGGUUGGAUGGAACAAUUCAAGAGAUAAUGAUGCAUUCUAUGUGUUCUUUUCUGUCAGUUUAGCCACUACUUGGAGUUUCCAAAGUCCAGAAUAUUCAAAUCCUACACCUAACGGUUAUAAUAUAAGUAAUGUUUUUAUGCGCAUGCAACAUGAUUCCAGUGAGUUUUGCAUAUCCUGAUAUUCAACUCCAGACAACACAGUGUGAGUGAAAAGUUACAGUCAGAAAGCAAAUAUCAAAAAUUUUACAGGAACUAAAGCCAAACACAGGUUUCAGUGGCUACUCUCUUUAUCAUGUUUCAUAUUUGGAUAGCCUUUGUUUCAGAAUACUCUAUCUCAUAUGCAAAUGUGAUCCAGAAAAUACAGAAAAUAUCUCAUAAUAUGGAAAAAAAAAUGAUCAAGUGACCAUCAACAGUGAUGAAGAAAAAUAAGGGAGCGCUUUCACAGUUUCAAAUAUUUUCCACGUACCUAAAGUAAAGAUUUAAUAAGGACAUAGUUGUGCUGCUCUAUACUAAGACUAGUUUAAAAGGGUAUUUCACAAAUUUAGUAUUGCACUUCCCGA